AUUGGUACUGAGGGCAGCUUUUGAUUCUGUGCCAUGUUGGCAUUUGGCUGCUCCAUUUUCUCUGUAGAAGAAGGAAAGGGCUGAUCUCCGUCUUGUUUCCUCCCAGGGAUUUAGAUUUAUCUGAUCUUAGGAGCCAGCACUAUGUUGUGGGGCAGUGGGUGCCUGUGAGAUCUGGGCAGGGUGUCUGCCCAAAACUAGAGCUGCCUCUACCAUCGCACUUCCUGGCACCAGGACAGCGACGUGCUGGGCGCCCAGGUUGGCAUCGUCUUCUGUCUGCCUGUCUUUGCUUUGUCGAGUGCCCGUUUCAUGUCCUUCACUUCUGGAGAGCCUUGUGCCAGGUAAACGCAGAGAACAUGGCGAGCGGUGGCUUUAGGUCACACACCCCAUCUUCUUCUAACACAACGGAUUUCUUGGAGGAAUGGAAGGCCAAGCGGGAGAAAAUGAGGGCGAAGAUGUAUGCGGCUGAGAUGGCGGGCACCUCUGGGGCGACGGACAUAGUGAAUAAGACAAGCAGUGAGGUGAACAAUAAUAACAGCAGUAGCAAUGCUCCAAACAGCAAUACCCAGGCGCCUGCUGCCGUCUCUGUACUAAAAGCUCCAGCCAUCAGGAGGACAGAAGAAGACCAGCCUGUAGGCUCCUCGGUGGCGCAGCCAAGAAAGACCCCAGCCCCGGUACAAGAUGGGGUAACGCAGGAUGAAUCGCCACCACCCGCUUCUCAGGACAGUCCAAGUAAGACAAAGGACAAAGGAAAAGGCUGCAGUGGUCCAAGUGCCAGGAAGGGGAAAGGGCAGAUUGAGAAGAGAAAACUGCGGGAAAAAAGGAGGUCUACAGGGGUGGUCAAUAUUCCAUCAACAGAAAGUCCUGAAGAUGAAGACGAUGAAGAAUCUGGACAGAAAGAAAGGAAGAAAGAAGAGACUGUUACCCAGCAAAAUACCCUGCAGAAUGAAUCCUUUACUAUAGACCCAAGUGACUAUUUGCAGUCGGAAAGAAAUGUGCCAACCCGAUAUAAGAGCGUCAAUAAUGCCCCCGAUGAUGAGCUUUUAAAUCGCCACUCCCGAAGUGACAGGACAAAUUGUAGUCGCUUCAACAAGGAUGCCUCUUCUAGCCAGGGAGGUUCAUUAGAAAAAAAGAUUGAGGAGCUUGAAAAGGAACUAGCAAAAGAGAGGCAAGAAAAUGUAAGGUUAGUGAAGAUAAUGCAAGACAAAGAAGAGUUAAUUCUGAAAAUGAAGGAGGAAAUUGACUUACUGAACAGAGAUUUGGAUGAUAUAGAAGAUGAAAAUAAACAGCUAAAGCAAGAAAAUAAGACCCUUCUGAAAGUGGUUGGCCAGCUGACCAGAUAGGAGCCGGAAUGACAAUUCGCUGUGGAAACAACACUACUGAUUUUUCUUCAGAUGCGAGGGGGUAGCAUAGGGGAAAUUGGUUAUGGGGAUCUUAAGGCAACCUCUUCGAUGAAGGGGUGUACCCAAUGCUUUUCAAAAUUUGAUAAAAUAGUAGAAUUAUAUAUUUAUUAUUACAGACUGUGUUCUUGAAGGUAACAAAUUGCAGCAGAUUUUAGGGUUUAUAGUUCUGGUUAGGUAUAUAGUGAUUUUGCAUCGUUUAACAGUCCUUUGCAUUUUAUUUUAUUUUUUUUCUUAUCUGGACACACAAUGUUUUCCGUGCUCUUCAGCCUAUGAUAGGAGAGAUUGCUCAUGAAACAUCUAUGUCUUGUUAAAUGUAUGUCAAGUGUACCCGAGGAAAGUACAAUGGCCAGGACUGAAUUUCCCCACCCACAAUGUCUGGAGACAUUUCCCGAGGACAAAGAGUGAAGGAAGAGGAAUGUGAACCUAGUCACUGGAAAGGAAUGUCUCCUGUCUGGAGAGUCCGAAUCUUUACCUGUAAAAUCUAUAAGGUUUCUUUUCUCAUAUUGAAAUCCAUCCACAUUCUGAUAAUACAGCAUUCAUACUAGGGGUAACGAUUGACACUUAAGGUCCCUUUAGACGGGACGAUACAGCAGAUGAUUGUCUGGAAGGAAGCGUCUGCUCGCUAGCAGUGGACAAAGCUGCUAUUACGUACAGCGAUCUCCUCCACAGUAAGGGUAUGAGAGAUCGCUAAUGUCAUCUCUAGUCUCCAUACUGACUUGUUGUUUGCCGGCAGUAGCACAAUCUGCUGACAGCAAAUGGCGAUUUUUGUGUCCGCACAAACAAUCUGUUACCUGAUGAAUGAACGUUUUGCUUCUUCUUCGAGUAAUUGGCGGCAUCUUUUCACUGCCAGAUCAUCGAUAACCAGCGUUCGUAUGAACUCUCGUUAGCGAUUUAUCUGGUGGAUUCUCGGCCCAGGUAAAAGACCCUUUAGAUACAUUGUCCUGAUACACAAAUCUUAUCAUUAUCUCCCCAUGUUAUCUGCUCCAUUGUGGGUAUAUGUAUAUAGAAAGAUGGAGGGAGUGCAGUUCACAAUGAAGUAAGAAUUGUUUACAUGUACCUAUCCAGUUCCUUUGGGUUUUAAUUUUACCCUGCAAUAAAAAUCUAAUAUCUGAAAAUACUAUAAUGAGCUGUCAUAAUAUGCCAAGGAGCAUAGUGCAUAUGAACUCAUACAGUAGAUGUUUACAGGAUCGAAUGCAAUUACCAUGUUGACAGGGUAUUAUUUUGUGGGAUUAUUGAAAAUCUCACAUAACCACUAGAAUACCUUAAAAGAAAAAAAAAAAACGGAUAUCCUCUUCUCCAGCACUGUUCUCAGUGGCGCUGGUCUAGUCCGGGUAUACAGAAGCUUAUCCA
This is a messenger RNA of Bufo bufo (common toad), 2750 nucleotides long. It is a transcript of the gene PAWR, whose product is annotated as pro-apoptotic WT1 regulator. The transcript has 7 exons. Gene Ontology annotation, cellular component: cytoplasm. Gene Ontology annotation, biological process: apoptotic process; positive regulation of apoptotic process. Lineage: Eukaryota; Metazoa; Chordata; Amphibia; Anura; Bufonidae. Bases 354 to 1340 code for a protein of 328 amino acids. The record is from RefSeq and is a predicted model, not a curated record.